Molecule: messenger RNA, 924 nt
Organism: Bradysia coprophila
Lineage: Eukaryota; Metazoa; Arthropoda; Insecta; Diptera; Sciaridae
Source: RefSeq, a predicted model, not a curated record
AGAUCGUUAUGUUCAUCAGUUUGAUUUAUGAAUUGUACCCAAUAGUAACCAUGAAAUUCAUCGUCGCUUUCUUGGCUGUACUUGCCGUUGGUUCCGUCAGUGCCACCCCGCUUUUGGGCAGCUUGGACUUGGGCGCUGUGCUUGGAUCAGUUACCGGUGUAUUGGGCAAUUUGUCAUGUAGUCUUAAUGGACUAGUUGGCAAUCUUCAAAACACAAUCAACAAUCUCGUUGGAACCGUUCUUCAAAUCGUAGAACAACUUGUUGCUGCUGUCAGCGCUGCUUUGAACGGCAUUGUUGCUCAAGUCAACGGCCUAGUUGCACUCGAUGGAUGCGGUCUCACCGGUGUUGUUACUGGUCUUAUCGGCACUGUUGGCGUCACACUUAACGAUGUCAUUGGACAAGUUCAAUGCAUCCUCGAAAAUGUUACCGGCAGUCUUGAUGAACUCGUCGCCUCACUCGAUGUUCUACUGAACAACCUACUUUGCGCCGUCCAAGAUCUUCUCCAAACUGUCGUUGCAGCCGUUGCCGAACUCCUCUACAAAGUGAGCAAAGCCGUUGAUGAAGCUUUGGCUCAACUCCAAUUGGCACUCAAAGCAGUUGUCCAAGUUAUUAACGACACCCUGAACUGCCUUCUGGAACAGCUCCAAAACAGCCCACUCGGUUGCGCUCUGGACGGACUUCUUGGGCAAGUUUCCGUUAUUGUUGCCGAACUUCUACGCGAAGUAGCUAAAGUUGCUGAUGGCCUCGUUGCUAACGUACGAGUAGUUCUACGCAAGCUAAACAUUGAAUUGCAAAAAAUCCUCUGCCGUCUUCAGGCAGCAUUGGGAAACCUUGGACUCGAAUGCCCAUGCUAAAUCGAAAAGAUCUAGACUUGAACGUGAUAUUACCUUAGUGUUAGAAAACAAUAAAAUUGAAAGAAAGAAA